This is a messenger RNA of Agrilus planipennis (emerald ash borer), 1702 nucleotides long. Its product is annotated as protein TFG. Gene Ontology annotation, biological process: endoplasmic reticulum to Golgi vesicle-mediated transport; COPII vesicle coat assembly. Gene Ontology annotation, cellular component: endoplasmic reticulum exit site. Gene Ontology annotation, molecular function: identical protein binding. Bases 125 to 1588 code for a protein of 487 amino acids. The transcript has 4 exons. NCBI's taxonomy places the organism in Eukaryota, Metazoa, Arthropoda, Insecta, Coleoptera, Buprestidae. The record is from RefSeq and is a predicted model, not a curated record.
AUUAAAUGACAGCUGACAGCAUACAGUUAUAGCUAAGAGGUUAUAGUGGUGUAAUGUUUGUUUUUAAUAAAAUUACAUUUAAAUUUCUAUAACUUUUUAAGAAUUCAGUAUAAAAUCUUUCAUAAUGCUUAACGAUAUAAGUGGUAAAAUAAUUAUUAAAGUUCAGUUAGGUGAUGAUAUUCGUCGUAUUCCUAUUCAUAAUGAUGCCAUUAAUUAUGACGAAUUAGUUCUGAUGAUGCAAAGAAUUUUUCAAGGAAAAUUGAAUGCAAACGACGAUAUUACUAUAAAAUACAAAGAUGAGGAUGGAGAUCUUAUCACUAUUUUUGAUAGUUCUGAUCUGUCCUUUGCAAUUCAAUGUAAUCCAGUUUUGAAAUUGCAAAUUUUGAUGAAUAACAAGGGCAAAGAAGGUGAAAGAAGAAGUGUCUUAAAUGAAACAGAAUUAGAUAAUGUCAAGGAUCAAUUAAGAAAAAUAAGGGAUCAAGUAAAUCAACUUUUGGAUACUCUAGAUACACCCACAGCUGUCACUUCUUUGAAGAAAGAAAAUGUUGAUGAGCAGAAAUCAAGUGAGAAUGUCCCAACUGGGCCCUCUGGCAGUAAUAGCAGUAAAGUCAGCAAGGUAAAUUCAAGUGAAUUUGAUCCUUUACAAGAAAGAAACAAGAAAGGUUCUGGAGACAGCAAAGAUUCUCAUGUAAAUUCAGUCAGCAAUAGUGGAGUUCGUCCUCAAAGUGUACCAGCACCUACACCUCCUAGCUCUGCGACCCCAACUCAAAAUCCUCAUGCUACCGAAUACUAUGGAAGAACUACAUCAGGUAAAUAUCAACUACAAGAACAGCUCAGUGAAGAUGAUAUGCCCUUAGAAGAAUUUGAAAAAGCUGCUUCAGACUUUCUGUACGAUUUAUCAGAUAUUAACAGGGCUUUAAUAGAAAUAGAAACGCGUGACCAAGCUAACUGUAGUACUUGGAUGUUUGAAAGACGUAAACGAAUAACAGCAUCGAAUUUUGGUCGAAUUUGCAAACUCCAAUCGACCACAAACACUAAAAAAACUAUAGAAUCAUUAUUAUACAAUAAAUUCAAUGGCAACGAAGCUACAAAAUAUGGAAAAAUGCAUGAGAAAGAUGCUAUUGAAGUUUUUGAAAUGACAACCAAUUUGAAAGUUAAAAAAAGUGGUCUUUUUAUAGACAAGGACUAUCCAUUUUUAGGGGCAUCCCCUGACGGUCUAAUAAAUGAUGACUGCUUAAUUGAAAUUAAAUGUCCUAUUAAUUCAAGAGACGUACAUCCCAUAGUCGCAGCUAUGGAUAAAAAACUUGAUUUUUGUGAAUAUAAGGAUAACAAAGUGUAUUUGAAAAAGAACCACAACUAUAUGUACCAAAUACAGGGACAACUGAAGAUAACUCAGCGAAAGCUUUGCUAUUUUGUUGUCUGGUCUCCAUAUGGUAUACAUAUAGAAGAAAUUGAAAGAGAUGACAUUUUUUGGAAGCAAAAAAUGGAAGACAAAUUAAAGAAGUUUUAUUUUGAAUGUUUGUUACCAGAACUAGUUGAUCCGCGAAAAGGCAGAAAUAAAUCGUUACGAGAUAUAUAUUUGGACUGAUUUAUUCCAAAUUAAUGUUACUAUGAAGAGUGAUCUGUAUUAAUAACAACAGUAAUACUGCUUAUAGAAAAUUAAUUACUCUAUAUAAUACGUAUUAAAAAAAAGGAAGAAUUU